Durusdinium trenchii is the source of this 2883-nucleotide messenger RNA. NCBI's taxonomy places the organism in Eukaryota, Dinophyceae, Suessiales, Symbiodiniaceae. The record is from the annotation of a GenBank genome assembly.
AUUUUUUUCGACUUUGCUGGUUGCUUGUUUUUGGAGCUGUCGCCCACCAUGCGCAAAGUGCGGUGGAGACUGGCAGUGAUGGAAGGAAACUACGAGGGGCUAUGAGGCCCCAUGAUGCACAUGCACCACCUCCGCCAUCGGGCCUGCCGCCACCACGACCCCCUGGCCACGGCCAGGAACGGCACCGCUUCCCGUCAAAGGUGAGAUCCUUGAGUGAAGGUCCUGCUGAUGGGCGUGCCUCCAGAGAGCUAGGUGAAGAGGAGGAGGGCUCCUCCUCCAAGCCUGGGGGCCACAAUAUUCUGGUUGCCGUGCGCAGCCGUGCAUUGCUGCCACAGGAACGCUCUGCUGGAGGCCACGCUAUCAUCACCAUUUGCAAUGGCACAACGGUGAUUUUGGAAGAUCCCCACACAACAGCAGCUGAUGACUACCUACGUCUCAACAAGUCCAAGGAGCGCCGGUACCAUUUCGACCAGGCUUUAGAGGAAACGGCCCAGAACUUGGAGGUCUAUGAGCGAACGACACGCUUUUUGAUCCCAAGUGUCAUCCAGGGUUUCAAUGCCACUGUCUUUGCCUACGGAGCGACAAGUGCCGGCAAAACCCAUACAAUGCUGGGCUAUCCAGGUGAGCCAGGUAUAAUGCUGCUGACACUACGCGAUCUCUUCAGCGAGGUGGCCAACCAGAAGAGCAACCUUCACUUUGAGAUCAAAUGCUCCUUCCUUGAGGUGUACAACGAGAAUGUUCGAGACCUGCUUCGACCUGACAGUGACUUUCUUGACAUUCGUGAAGAUCCAGUGAAAGGCAUGUGUGUUGCAGGAAUCAGCGAAGUAGGUGGACUGGAGAGUGCGGAGGAAAUCAUGGCCUUGCUUCAUCAGGGUAACAAAAACCGGACCACAGAGGCCACGGGGGCGAAUGUGACCAGCUCCAGAAGUCAUGCAGUUCUACAGGUGAUGGUACAUCAGCGAGACAAAACAGCUGAUAUAGUGGCCCACGUAAAUUUGGGCAAGUUGUCCAUGAUUGAUUUGGCAGGGUCUGAGCGAGCUUCGCAGACCAACAACAAAGGUAUGCGGAUGAUUGAAGGGGCCAACAUCAACCGUUCGUUGCUUGCUCUGGGGAACUGCAUAACUGCUCUGAGCUCUGCAGUGGCUUUUGUUCCUUACAGAGAUUCCAAGAUGACAAGGCUGCUCAAGGAUUCGCUUGGUGGCAACUGCCGGACAGUGAUGAUCGCCAACGUCAGCCCGUGCCACAUAAACUAUGAAGACACACACAAUACAUUGAAAUAUGCCAACAGGGCCAAAAACAUCAAGACAAAAGCCGUGCGCAAUGUUGUGCAGGUGAACUACCACGUGUCAAAGUACACUGAAAUCAUCAAAGACCUCCGAAGUGAAAUUCAAGAGUUAAAAGCGAAGUUGGCAGUGCCUGAAGCCCAUCCUGAUAUGGGGGAGGAGGAACUUGACACGAAGCAGAGUGUGAAAUGGAAGCAUGAGUUGAUGCAGAACUUUGAGGAGAGGGUCAGAAUCAAGCGACGUCUUAUCGAUUUGGCACAUGAGACAAAGAAUCAAAUGGUGCAAAAGAGCCACGCGCAGGUUGGUAUCAGCCAGUGGGAAUCAGGUCGCCAGGCACAGUCAGAUGCAGACAUGGACGGCCAACGAACGCCUCCUAACAUCAGGGAACUGCAGGAACAGCUCAAGUUCAUCAAGAGUGAGCUGGCUCGCACAGAAGAGACUACCCGAGUUUUGGAGGGCAUGCUGCACGAGAACCAAGAAAAGGCUGAACGGCUCCAAGCAGAAUUGCCAAGGCGAGUCAAGAACAAGGACAUGCGUGCUUUUUUGGGCCUCAUUUCAAGGAUCUAUGUAAUGGAGGUGGAGAACAUGGACAUGCAGGAAAUGGUGGAUGUCACUGGGCCGCUGCUGGAGCAGAAGGAGUUGGAAGCAGAAGCUUUGCGGCUGCAAAUUCAAAUGCGCGACCGAGUCAUCGAGGAGCAAGACCAACUGCUGCAAGCGGAGGGAAAGGCCCAACUUGCAAAGCCUGACGGAUGGAUCAAUGUCGUGGCAAAGCCAGCCCGCCGAGCUCCAAGCACAGUUCGUUGGCUGGAGGAGGACGACCUUGGUCUGGAUGACUCUCCACUAGCGAGGCGACGCCAUGGCAGUGGUCGUGGAUACGGUGCCUUGGGCUUUUUUGCGGACCAGCCGAGAGAUUUUCCGCCUGAACCACCGUCAGCCCGAGAGCGACUGCCAGACAGGGCGAGGAACAAAUCAGGUGGAACGCCGCCUGCUUCCAACAGCUUCUCCAGCGCUGAGUUUGGCGAGGCGCGCCCGUUGGACGUGGCUGGCAGAGGUCUUGGCCCACCCAGGCCUGCCGCUGCAGAAGAGAAAGAGGUUUCUCUUGCCCGUGCAGCUGAUGUUGAAGGUGAUUUGGAUCCUCGCCUGCCGGUGGUAGAGGGCCAAAACCUGAUGGGUGCAGCGCUGAACGGUGAGAGUACUCCGACUGAAGGCGGAAGUUGUACUUGGCAAGCCUGGGGAGAGACGUUGCUCCUGAGAUCACAAAAAGGCCUGCACGUGGCCGCACUGGUCGCAAACGCCAACCCAAAGCGGAUCGAGAGGUUGAGCGGCCUUUGCAGUUGCAGGUGGAGGCUUCUGCUCUUCGUCGGGACCCAGGACCAGAGGACAGCCAAGGUUCAGGUUCUGAGCGCGAACAUGCAAGUUCGGCAUCGCCACAUCCAGUUGUUAAGGAUGUGGCUGCAGAGCGGCGAGGCCUGCUUUCCAAGCUCAGCAAGCGAAUGAAGUCAGUGGAGAACGCUUCUGCUAAGGACAUGUACUGAAAGCCUGACAUGCGUCAAUGAAGGAGCUUGAGCUCAUGGAUUUGUUCAAGCGAGCCCAAACCCGU